Molecule: messenger RNA, 552 nt
Organism: Diorhabda sublineata
Lineage: Eukaryota; Metazoa; Arthropoda; Insecta; Coleoptera; Chrysomelidae
Exons: 3
Coding region: 192-530 (112 amino acids)
Source: RefSeq, a predicted model, not a curated record
CCAACAUUACCAUAGAUUAUAACGCAAUUUCUAACAAGAACUACAUAAGAUAAAAUAGUGGAGGCAUAAAAUAGUGAAGGCUCUUUAAAAAUAGAUGCUAUAUGCACUCUAUAAAAAAUGGAUAUAUAUACAGAGGGUGGUAAUAAAACUAUAUUCAGUUUAUAAUCAGCUGUGUCGCAAAUCACUUCAAAAUGAACUCUUUGGUUGCUGUGUUUUUUGUUGCCACAAUGGCUUACGCACAAGCAUCAGUCUGGGCUGUAGGAGGAGCUACCACUCUUGUUGGUCCCGCUAAUCCCGGAGCUAUUAUCAAAGGACCUGCUGCUAAAGCUGCAGUAGUUGGACCUGACGGAAGUGUCAUCACUUCUUCUGCACAAGCUGGCGCUGUUGCUGCUGCUCCUAUUGCUGGAGGAGUCGUGAGUUCCGCUGUCACUCCAGGUGUAGUUGCUACACCGGGACUAAUUGGUGUGCAAUCAUAUGCAGUGCCAGUUCCUAUUGCUUCCCCAUGGGGUGUUGGCUUAGGACACUGGUAAAUCGAUGUUUACUUUUUCCAUA